Dibothriocephalus latus is the source of this 1620-nucleotide messenger RNA. Lineage: Eukaryota; Metazoa; Platyhelminthes; Cestoda; Diphyllobothriidea; Diphyllobothriidae. The record is from the annotation of a GenBank genome assembly.
AUGGCUUUACAUGUCCCAAAAGUACAAAACUAUGCUUCAAUGUUGAAAGAGGGCACGAAGCACUAUGAAGGCCUCGAAGAAGCAGUUUUUCGAAACAUCGAGGCUUGCAUUGCUAUUGCCAGAACUACUCGUUCUACCUAUGGUCCGAGUGGCCAGAACAAGAUUGUUAUAAAUCAUAUAGGAAAACAAUUUGUCACAAACGAUGCGGCGACAAUUCUUCGUGAGCUGGAAGUCCAACACCCAGCGGCAAAAAUGUUGAUAUUGGCAACGCAACAACAAGAGCAGGAAGCUGGUGACGGCACAAAUGUCGUCUUUCAGCUGGCAGGUGCGCUUCUGGAUAAUGCGCGGGACUUGCUUAAAAUGGGUCUCUCCGUAUCUCAGAUAAUUGAGGGCUACGAAAUGGCUUCGAAGAAGGCACUGGAGUUUCUCGAUGAAAUCGUUGUGAAGGAAAUCAAAAACGUGAAAGACAAAUCCGAAGUUGCGCCUCUGAUUAAAACGGCCAUCAUGAGCAAACAAAUUGACAUCAGUGCAUUUUUAUCUGACCUUAUUGCGUCCGCCUGCAUUUCGAUCAUGCCGGAUGACGGAGGCUUCAAUGUGGACAACGUCCGUGUUCUCAAAGUCUUAGGUUCUGGCGUCGACAGCUCUUCUCUGGUCAGGGGCAUGGUUUUCCGAAGAGAUGUUGAAGGUGACGUUAAGGAAGUUAAUAAGUCGAAAAUUGCUAUCUUUUCGUGUCCCCUGGAAGCACUCCAAACAGAGACAAAGGGCACUGUACUCCUCCACACGGCUGAAGAGCUCAAACAAUUUUCCGAGGGUGAGGAGAACCAAAUGGAAAAAUUACUCACAUCCAUCGCUGAUGCUGGAGUUAAGGUCAUAGUUGCUGGUGGCAAGAUCAGCGAACUUGCUCUGCACUACGCCAACAAGCUUGGCAUUAUGUUAGUGCGUCUUGUCAGCAAGUUCGAUGUGCGCCGUCUUUGCAAGUCCACUGGAGCAACUCCCCUGCCCACUCUUACAGUUCCAACGGCCGAUGAAUUGGGCUUCAUCGAACAUGUUAAAAUCGAUGAAAUUGCUGACACUAAUGUUGUUAUCUUCGAAAGAGGAUCAAAGGAUGGUGUUAUGGUGACCCUCGUCCUGCGCGGCAGCACUGAAAACAUUCUGGACGAUACUGAGCGUGCCGUGGAUGAUGGCGUCAAUACUUACAAAGCGCUCACGCGAUCAAAGAAAGUAGUUGCCGGCGCUGGUGCUUGUGAAAUUGAACUGGCUCGCCGUCUUUUGAGUUACGCAGACACCAUCCCUGGCUUGGAACAGUACGCAAUACGCGAAUACGCCCGCUCUUUCGAAAUUAUUGUGAAGGCCCUCUCUGAAAAUGCCGGUGAAAGGGCCACUGAAAUAAUAGCUGACCUCUACGCCAAGCAUCAGGCCGGAGAGAUAAACACUGGUUUUGUUACAAUGCCGAAGAAGGACCCAUCCAUUUGCGAUGCAGUAAAAGCAGAAGUUCUCGACCUCUACAACACGAAACGAUGGGCCAUUCGAUUUGCAUCAAAUGCAGCUUGCACGGUUCUUCGUGUUGAUCAGGUAGGCAUUUUACCGGCUUUUCACUUAUUCCAGGAAUGGAGCCCCUUC